Messenger RNA from Tupaia belangeri chinensis (Chinese tree shrew), 4259 nucleotides. RefSeq names its product semaphorin 3G (gene SEMA3G). The transcript is spliced from 16 exons. Lineage: Eukaryota; Metazoa; Chordata; Mammalia; Scandentia; Tupaiidae. Gene Ontology annotation, cellular component: plasma membrane. The record is from RefSeq and is a predicted model, not a curated record. Gene Ontology annotation, biological process: negative chemotaxis; axon guidance; positive regulation of cell migration. Gene Ontology annotation, molecular function: semaphorin receptor binding; chemorepellent activity. The coding region runs from base 74 to 2398 and encodes 774 amino acids.
UCUGGGUGAUGGUACUACCACCGCGGGACCUGGGGCGGCUCUGCAGGCAGCCGGGUGCCCUGGCCUUCCCAGCAUGGCCCCUUCUGCGUGGGCCAUCUGCUUCUUCCUGGGGGGCUUCCUGCUGCCCGGGGGGAGCCCCAGCCCUGGCUCCAGCGUGCCCCGCCUGCGGCUCUCCUACCGAGACCUCUUGUCUGCCAACCGCUCUGCCAUCUUUCUGGGCCCCCGCGGCUCCCUGGGCCUCCGGGCCCUGUACCUGGAUGAGUACCGGGACCGCCUCUUUCUGGGGGGCCGCGAUGCCCUCUACUCUCUGCGGCUGGACCAGGCAUGGCCAGACACCAAGGAGGUCCUGUGGCCGCCGCAGCCAGGACAGAGGGAGGCGUGUGUCCGCAAGGGGAGAGAUCCGACGGAGUGCGCCAACUUCGUGCGGGUGCUGCAGCCCCACAACCGGACCCACCUGCUGGCGUGUGGCACUGGGGCCUUCCAGCCCACCUGCGCCCUCAUCACAGUCGGGCACCGUGGGGAGCAUGUGCUCCGCCUGGAACUCAGCAGCGUGGACAGUGGGCGAGGGCGGUGCCCGCACGAGCCCAGCCGUCCCUUCGCCAGCGCCUUCGUAGGCGGGGAGCUGUACACCGGCCUCACUGCCGACUUCCUGGGGCGCGAGGCCAUGAUCUUCCGCAGCGGGGGCCCCCGGCCAGCCCUGCGCUCCGACUCUGACCAGAACCUCUUGCACGACCCCCGGUUUGUGAUGGCUGCCCGGAUCUCUGACAACUCUGACCAGGACAAUGACAAGGUGUACUUCUUCUUCUCGGAGACUGUCCCCUCGCCUGAUGGCAGUUCAGGCCGUGUCACCGUCAGCCGCGUGGCCCGCGUCUGUGUGAACGACGCCGGGGGCCAGCGGGUGCUGGUGAACAGGUGGAGCACCCUCCUCAAGGCCAGGCUGGUCUGCUCCGUGCCCGGGGCCGGCGGUGCAGAGACCCACUUUGACCAGCUGGAGGAUGUGUUCCUGCUGUGGCCCAAGGCGGGGAAGGGCCUGGAGGUGUUCGCGCUCUUCAGCACAGUCAGCGCUGUGUUCCAGGGCUUCGCGGUCUGUGUGUACCACAUGGCGGACAUUUGGGAGGUCUUCAACGGGCCCUUUGCCCACCAAGAAGGGCCGCAGCACCAGUGGGGGCCCUAUGUGGGCAAGGUGCCCUUCCCUCGACCUGGCGUGUGCCCCAGCAAGAUGACUGCGCGGCCAGGGAGAGCCUUUGGCAGCACCAAGGACUACCCGGAUGAAGUGCUGCAGUUUGCCCGAGCCCACCCGCUCAUGUUCCGGCCCGUGCGGCCUCGGCUUGGCCGCCCUGUCCUCAUCAAGACCCAGCUGGCCCAGAAGCUCACCCAGAUCGUGGUGGACCGCGUGGAGGCGGAGGAUGGGAUCUAUGACGUCAUCUUCUUGGGGACCGACUCAGGCUCUGUGCUCAAAGUCAUUGCCCUCCAGGUGGAGGGCUCGGCGGAGCCCGAGGAGGUGGUCCUGGAGGAGCUCCAGGUGUUUAAGGUGCCCACACCCAUCACUGAGAUGGAGAUCUCUGUCAAAAGGCAAAUGCUGUACGUGGGCUCUCAGCUGGGUGUGGCCCGGCUGCGGCUGCACCAGUGCGAGACUUAUGGCAGCGCGUGUGCCGAAUGCUGCCUGGCCCGAGACCCAUACUGCGCCUGGGACGGUGCCUCCUGCACCCGCUACCGCCCCGGCUCCAGCAAGCGCCGGUUCCGCAGGCAAGACAUCCUUCAUGGCAACCCUGCCCUGCAGUGCCCAGGCCAGGGCCAGACCGAAGAGGCCACAGGAGCUGUGGCAGCCACCACGGUCUAUGGCACGGAACACAACAGCACCUUCCUGGAGUGCCUGCCCAAGUCCCCCCAGGCUGCCGUGCGCUGGUUCUUGCAGAGGCCAGAAGACGAGAGGCCCGACCAGGUGAAGACGGAUGAACGCAUCCUGCAAACGGCGCAGGGGCUACUGUUCCGCAGGCUCAGCCGCCUGGAUGCGGGCACCUACACCUGCAGCAGCCUGGAGCAUGGCUUCUCCCGGACCGUGGUCCGCCUGGCCCUGGUGGUGAUCGCGGCCGAGCAGCUGGGGGUGUUGCUCCCUCGGGAGCCUCCAGCACGGGGUGGCCCAGCCUCUGUGCCCCCCAAGGCCUGGUACAAGGACAUCCUGCAGCUCACCGGCUUGGCCAGCCUGCCCCGGGUGGAUGAGUACUGUGAGCGCGUGUGGUGCAGGGGUGUCGCGGAGCGCCCUGGUGCCCUCCCCUUCUGGAGCAAGGCCAAGUCGGCCAGGGGCAAGGGCUGGGCCGGGCUGGAGCUGGGCAAGAAGGGGAAGAGCCGGGUUCAGGCGGAGCGCAACCGCACGCCCCGGGAGGUGGAGGCCACAUAGAGAUCGUGGGGGGUGGUCAGGAUGGGGGGCAGAGCCCCUAGCAUCUGUCCCCCCACCCAGCAAGGGCAGAGGGGGCCGGAUGCCUGACCGGUCCUCAGAGAAGUCAUCUGUACCCUGACACCACCAUCAGGACACCUGGAGAAUCUGGGGGCCUGAGGGAGGGGCCUGUGCCCGAGGCAAGUUCCCUGGGGUCUCUGUGCCUCAGUGCCAGGCUGGAGCCCACACCCUCUGGCCUCAACAGCCCCCAGGGACCUGCCGUUUGUUCUCAGAGGUGGCCUGGCUUCCGGAACAGUUUCCGGGUGUGCCCAGAGCAGGAGGGCUGGGCAGUUCUUUCCCAGCCUGCAGAACAAUGGCCAUCCUGGUACCGCAGAGUAAGUGUGGGCGGUUGCAAGGAGGGCCCUGGGCAGCCAGAGGAGGGCACGCCCUCGAGGCUAUCGCCCCUCAGAAGGACCUGCCCUGACCCACGCGGGAGGGAACAAGGAGUUGGGAAGCCUGGGUGGCAGUAUGUCCCCACCCCUGCUCUGCCUCUGCCACCACCUGGGACCUGGGGUGGUCUGGGCCUCAAGCCCCACUUCGGACACCAGGGAGAGGGGUCUCACAGCCCGACUUCCCUUCCCCAGGCCAGGCUUUCCCGAUGCCCACCUUCCUAACGGACUGGCCCUUUCCUACGUGUGGGUCUCCAUGCUGGGGGCUUCUGGGGAAGGCACCCUCAGCUCUGGGGCAGAGACGGGAGGAGGCUGCCAGGAAAGUGUGGUGGGAGGAGUGGGCUGGCUCUCCCAGGGCAGUGCACCCAUCCCGGCCCUGUGGGGCGGGAAUCGGGGCCCUGUGAGUCAGGGUCACAGAAGCUGUCCCUGCUGAUGGGAAGAGACUGUGGGAGGCCCCGGGUGAGCUGCGGGACCUGGGAGCAGGUGUCCUCAAGGACGUACAAUGGCAUCGACCAGCCAAAGUCACCCCAGAGGCUGUGCUUUCCGACCCUGUUUUCUUCUGCCAAGUAGGGGUUGGGCACAGAUGGUUCAUUUAUAAAGCUGAAGGGGAAAAAAUGUAGAGAAAAAAAGCUAAGCGCUGCAAGUCCUGCUGCUCCUUGGGGUGAGGGGUGGGGCGCAGGCGGCCUGGACACGCCCUGCCCGGGUGCGCCGGGGAGGCGUCUCUGCCAUCAGCAGUUUCUCAGGCUGGGGGUGCCAAGCCGGGGGAGGACUAAAUGAAAAGUCCCCAGCCUGCACACGAGGACAUCGGUGACGCACAGAACCCACAGGAGGGAGCCGAGGGCCCUGGGUCUGAGAUGCCCUUCAUUAAAAAAACCAAGAUGGAGGAAAGGGGAAAGACAGGCCUGGGUUUCCUCUCCUCCGGCCCCCACCCCAUGUCUCCUGGAACCAGAUUUGUGCAGUCAGUGGCCGGCACCUCUGAGACCAGCCCGCCAGCGCCUGGAGAGCCCUUGUGCCGUGCGCUGCGCUGGGAUUUCAGAGGACAGGAGGGAGGGCAGGAGGAAGUCAGUGACAAUGGAAAGGGAGCUCCCAGCCCUGACACCUACCCAGGGAAGCCACACCGGCCCUGGCAGGAUCCGAGCGCAGAGAGGGAGCGCGAGAUCCCAGCAAUGAACGCCUACACUGGGACAAAUAGGAUAGCUUCUCCAGCCCCUCCCGUCCCUGUCCUGGGCUCUGCGGCUGACUCCUGGAAAGGUCCUCCGCAUGGGAGUUUUAUUUUUGUAUGCCUAAGUCGGGAUGGGCCUCGUGGCUUCUCUGUCUCCCGUGCAUAGUUCUCGUACUCACCGUUAAUCGUGUGGUCAUGGCUGUCUCUGAGCGCUGCUGAGAAAAGCAAAACCUGUAAAAAAGAAAGAAAGAAAAAGGAUAAAGUUAAUAUUUAC